Molecule: messenger RNA, 1718 nt
Organism: Rhipicephalus sanguineus (brown dog tick)
Lineage: Eukaryota; Metazoa; Arthropoda; Arachnida; Ixodida; Ixodidae
Exons: 10
Coding region: 1-1620 (539 amino acids)
Molecular function (GO): CoA-ligase activity
Source: RefSeq, a predicted model, not a curated record
AUGACGACUAUAGUGAAGAGCUCGUUCGGUGAUUGUGCGCCUGAUUUUCGCAAGAACUUCGGCGGCUACAUCCUGGAGCACCUGCGCCUUAACCCUAAUUCUAGAUUGAUAAAUGCCACAUCGUAUGACGAGCGUACAUACGGCGAUAUAGCCAAUCAGGCAGAAGCUGUCCAUGGUGCCUUGGAGAGCCUGGGUGUCUGCGCCGGUGACAGACUGUGCCUCAUGGUCGACAAUCGCCUCGAGCUGCUGCCCAUGCUCGUGGGUGCAGCUUGUGCGAAUGUGGGUGUCGUCUGCGAGAACCCGGGCUACCCUGUCGACGUUUUCAUUGAAUGGAUGAAAAACAUUGAGUUCACUGCCAUCUGCUGUGAACUAAGCAAUGUUGACUCAGCGCUUGAACUGAAAGCAAGGCUACCAACUAUAAAGCACAUCAUUGUAUUGGGCGAAGGUAAGAACAUGCCAACUGGCGCAGAAGCCGUCGUGGUUUUGUGGAGCCAGCUGAUCAAGAUGGGCACCAAGGCGCGUCGUCUAUCAGCACUCUCCGUCGAGUACCAAGCGAACCGAAUCUGCUACAUAGCCCCGACAAGCGGCACCACGGGGAAGCCUAAGACGGUCGUGCACUGCCACGAUUCACUUGUUGCCAAUGUGCAGUCUAUCAGCCACCAGCAGCAUAUGGGUCUGACUGCGGAAGACGUGCUUCUGUGCACCAGCCCACUUGGUCAUGGGUACGCUUUGUUCGAUUGCGUGUGCAAAGCCAUCGUCCAGGGAGCCACGUGCGCCUUCCUGGAGAAAGCAGACACAGAUGCACUUCUGGAAGCAAUUCAAAGGAUCAAGGUAUCCGCGCUAAGCACGGUGCCAUAUCUAGCCCACUGCCUUCUAGACCAUCCGCAACGCAGCCGAUACGAUCUCAGCCAUUUACGGUACAUGACAACUACAACAACCUACAUCAGCGAAGAUGUCGCAAGGAGACUUUUCCGCGAGCUACACCUCAAGAGCUACGUUCAAAUCUAUGGAAAAGCCGAGAUUGCCUUCGUAACAGGAGGUCUCCACAAUUCACCGCCCAGGUUCACAUCAAUUGGACGCCUAGGAGUGGGCCUUGAAGCCAUGGUGAUCGACAAUGAAACGAAGAAGCCACUCGGUCCAAUGCAGCAUGGUGAGCUCGUGGUCCGAGGACCCGGUCUUAUGCGAGGCUAUUUGGGAAUGGAAGACGAGCCAUGCACAGAUCCCGAAGGCUGGUACAGAACAGGUGACGAGUGUUACUUCGACCACGAAGGCUGGUUCUACCUCGUACAGCGACUGAGUGAGUUCAUUUACUGUCAGAGCACAAAGAUGGCGCCGGCAGAAUUUGAAGCAGUCCUACUAAAGUGCGCCCACGUGAAGGACUGCGCUGUCGUGGGCCUGCCGCAGCCGCAAGCUGGACAGCUGCCUCACGCCGCGAUCGUGCCAAAGAGCGACAGUAGACACCUUGGCCCAGAGCACUACGUCAAAUUUGUUGCAGAGAACGCGCCGAAAGAACUUCAUCUCGAAGGCGGUGUCACGCUCGUUGACUCGAUACCGCGCAACAAGCUUGGAAAGUUGGUGAGGCGCGAGCUGCUGAAUUGGGUGCUCGAAAUUCGUUGCUAAGGCAAACUUUAGCUAUGCUCCGGAUUAUCACCUGGCACAUGCUAGGGUGCAUACUACAGUGGUUACUGAAAUUACCAUAAGAUUAUAGCACGGUAUUC